This is a messenger RNA of Mucor velutinosus, 3954 nucleotides long. Its product is annotated as glutaredoxin. The record is from RefSeq and is a predicted model, not a curated record. NCBI's taxonomy places the organism in Eukaryota, Fungi, Mucoromycota, Mucoromycetes, Mucorales, Mucoraceae. Gene Ontology annotation, cellular component: TORC1 complex; cytoplasm. Bases 1 to 3954 code for a protein of 1317 amino acids. Gene Ontology annotation, biological process: positive regulation of protein serine/threonine kinase activity; positive regulation of cell growth; cellular response to amino acid stimulus. The transcript is spliced from 8 exons. Gene Ontology annotation, molecular function: protein binding; protein-macromolecule adaptor activity.
AUGGUAGCUGCAACGCAGGCAGACCCUAACAACAACAACGAGGACGCGCGAAGCACCAGCUCAACAUUAGUGAGUGGGGAACACAAUAUGAGAAAUGAUGCUGAAGUAGUGCCCGAACAAAGUGGAGCACCCAAUAAUACAGCCCAUCCUACUGCUAACAAUACCAACUCACCGCAAAUAAGACAUGGAUUUGAUCAGGAACUGUACGAAGAGGACAUUAUACGAUUUCUGUACUUUUCAGAAAAAAGACAUGACACAAAUGCGAAACCAAAUGUAGUCGUUCGAAAUGCCUUGAAGGAUUGGAGACUCCGAGAAAGAAUAAAGACCGUAUCAGGUCUGUUGGUGGUUUGUCUUAACAUUGGCACCGACCCACCAGACAUCGUCAAGACAAAUCCCUGUGCAAAAUUAGAGUGCUGGAUAGACCCAUUUUUGCUGAUUCCACAGAAAUCACUUGAGGCUAUUGGAAAGAGUUUGCACAACCAGUAUGAGACCAUCAAUGGACGCACUCGAUUCAAGCUCUCACUGGAUCCCUCAGUCGAGGAAACCAAGAAGGUGUGUUGUCAAAUGCGACGUAAUGCCAAAGAAGAGAGAAUUCUGUUUCACUACAACGGCCAUGGUGUGCCCAAACCAACAACCAGCGGCGAGAUUUGGGUCUUCAACCGAAAUUACACUCAGUACAUCCCAGUAUCUCUGUUUGAUUUGCAGUCGUGGCUCGGCUCGCCUGUGAUUUAUGUGUGGGAUUGUUCAGCAGCAGGCAACAUCAUCAAUGCAUUCAACAGGUUUGCAGAGCAGCGAGAUUCAGAGGCGCUGCGCUUACAGCAGCAACACCAGUCCACAUCCACCACACAAGCGUCGUGGAAAGACAGUAUCCAGCUGGCUGCGUGUGGCCCCACAGAGACAUUGCCAAUGAACCCAGAUCUACCAGCAGACGUAUUCACAGCAUGCUUGACAACACCUAUUGAAAUGUCCUUGCGAUGGGUAGUGAUGCGUAAUCCUCUCUUGACCUCCAACAUCACCAUGGACAUGGUGCUUCAACUGCCAGGAAGAUCAACGGAAAGACGCACGCCUCUGGGUGAAUUGAACUGGAUUUUUACAGCUGUGACAGAUACCAUUGCUUGGUGCGUCUUGCAAGAUGAGCCUGAGCUGUUUAAACGCUUGUUCAGACAGGAUCUCACUGUUGCCUCCAUGUUUCGAAACUAUUUAUUGGCUGAACGUAUUAUGCGAUCUUAUCAAUGUACUCCCAUGUCGACGCCAAAGCUACCAGAGACACAUGAUCACCCAAUGUGGCAGGCUUGGGAUUUGGCUGUAGACAUGUGUCUUUUCCAAUUGCCGGCUUUAAAGGCUGCAGAGGCAGGUGGCCCCCCUCACGAAUACCAAUCCAGCACCUUCUUUUCCGAGCAGCUGACUGCAUUCGAAGUGUGGCUAUCAGAAGGUGCUGUCAACCCCAAGAUUCCCGAACAACUACCCAUCGUCCUGCAGGUGCUGCUAAGUCAAGUGCAUCGUUUGCGUGCACUGAUCCUGCUCAGCAAGUUCCUGGAUCUGGGGCCAUGGGCUGUGAAUGCUGCCUUGUCGGUCGGUAUCUUUCCUUACGUGCUCAAGCUGUUGCAAAGUCCUGCUGCUGAGCUGAAGCCUGUGUUGGUGUUUAUCUGGGCCCGUAUCCUGGCAGUGGAUCGCUCGUGUCAAAACGACUUGCUCAAGGACCAUGGCUAUGCUUACUUUAUCAACAUCUUGACGCCUAACAAUGCCAUGCUGAGUAUUCCACAUGUAUCCGAGCACAGAGCCAUGAGCGCCUUCAUCCUGUCUGUCUUUUGCACAAACUUCAAGAUGGGCCAACAGGCUUGUUUGAGAGGCAAUGUCAUCAGCGCUUGUUUGGCCCAUGUGAGAGAUCCAGAUCCACUCUUGCGCCAAUGGAUCUGCUUGUGUCUUGCUCAAGUUUGGAUGAACAACAGCGAAGCCAAAUCUGCUGCUAUUGCUGAAAAUGGCCAUGAAAAGCUGUGUGUGCUGUUGAACGACAAUGUGCCUGAGGUGCGUGCUUCUGCCAUGUAUGCGCUGGGCACUUUUCUGGCUGACCCCAACAAGACGGAACAAAUUGUCAAUAUUGAACACAACAUUGCCAUCUCUGCCUUAACUGUCAUGUCGGAUGGCUCCCCCAUGGUGCGCAAAGAAUUUGUCAUCGCCUUAUCACAUAUAGUGGAUCAGGCAGGUCCCUCCAAGUUUUUAGCAGCUGCAAGCCAAACCAUCGAGGAGGAUCAGUCUCAGAGAUCUGUGUUUGGCGAGGACCGUGGCAAGAUGAUGCGUGGUAGACAGUCCGAGUGGAGGGCUGCGUUGGAUGGCCAUUUUGGAUCUUCCAGCUAUGACUCCGUAUAUGCUGUACUGUGGAAGACGCUGUUGAAUCUGUCUGUGGACCCUCAUCCCGAUGUGUCAUCGCUGGCUGCUACUGUGGUGGAUCACAUCAACUUGUUGUUACUGAGCACACCUUUGAUUGGCGAAUAUGCAUCCAACUUGGCUCGUGAAUCUGCCCAGCAAUCAGCGCCAGACAGUGCAUCCAUCGACCGCGCACAUACAUUCGCAGAUGACGCACCCAAUUCACCCAAACGACCUGUCAAAUUGACCAGGUCUGUCUCGUUUGCCUCAACCUUACGCACCAUCUACAAUUUUGGCAAUCCCUCUACUGAAAAUCAGCCAGGCCAAAUGGACCGUACAGCAGCAGCAAACAUGAGCAACAACAACAGCAAUGCAACUGCCAAAUUAACUCCAAAAUCCAACGCUGCAAUUGCGCUCGAUGAAAAUGCGUUACCUCUCUCUUCAUGCUUUUAUGAUUGGAGCUGUGAAUACUUUACAGAGCCUCAAAUGAGAGCUGCAGAGGCCGAUGAGCCGGGCAGCGUCGUAUAUACCCAACGUAAAUGGCGUAGAAACCGCAAUGAAAAGAUCUUACAAGAAUCGAAUGCAACCAAAGGCAUGGCAGGGUCCAGUCGAUGGGAUGAACAAAUCAAUUCCAUGUACAAUGAUACAGAGGCAACCUUGCUACUUUUACAUCAAUUCGAGCCUCACUUAGUAGCCGCUGAUUCGUACAACUGCCUAGUUGUAUGGGACUGGAAGACAGGCACACCUCUGAGCGUCAUUGACAACCACAAUCCUACUCAUAGCAGAAUAUCCGACAUGAAAUUUAUCAACGAAGAAGACGAGGCAUUGCUUUUGACUGGAUCAGAUGACGGUGUUGUUCGACUGUAUAAAAACUAUGAUGGCAGCGAUCAGGAACAAGCUGUGCUAGUGAGUUCAUGGCGAGCCUUGAAAGACAUGGAGAAGAGCAAUUCGAGACAAAGUGGUCUUGUCUGCGACUGGCAUCAAGCAAGAGGCUUGUUGUUUACAGGUGGCGAUGCUCGCAUCAUCAAGGUCUGGGAUGUACAUCAAGAAAUGCCUGUCAUGGAUAUUCCGACACAGUCUAUGGGUUGUGUUACAAGUAUCACGAGUGAUCAAGUCAACGGUAAUAUCAUCAUUGCAGGAUUUGGUGAUGGCUCUAUAGGUGUCUAUGAUCGUCGUUUGAGCCCUGAAGAAGCUCGAGUCAAAAAGUGGGAAGAACACAAGGCUUGGGUCACGGGUAUUCAUUUGCAACGUGAAGGAAAUCGAGAGCUAGUCUCUGGUGGGUUUGAAGGUGAUAUCAAGAUUUGGGAUAUCCGCGAAUCUCAAUCACUACGAACGAUCGAAGCACAUACACACAAUGAAAUGACUGCAUUAGCGGUGCAUGAUCAUAGCAGUGUGGUUGCAAGUGCGGGCGAUGAUCAAGUCAUCAAAGUAUGGAACAUGGAUGGUAAUAGACUUUCAACCAUUCGUCCUACAUCUGGUUUCCUGGGUCAAAAGACAUCUUCAACGCGUACUCUGGGUUUCCAUCCCAAUCUGAUGGUGAUGGCCGCGAGUGGAAACGAUGGUUAUAUUACGUUGUAUGGUACUCAUUAA